UAUAGGGACACUAAGAGACAACUACUAUAUAAACGUACUAUAAACAUACCAAGAAUAGAUCUACAAGUUAUUGGAGACCUACCACGUAUAAAAUCCCCUCAAAGAUUUAUGCGAUUAAAUAAACGAUGGAUUUCAACAUCAACAAAUAGACUGCCCAUUAAUGACAAAAAUACAGUACUUAUUGCAGCUAAAAUGCUUGAUCAGAAGAAGAUUCCUAAAAGUUGGAAUGACGAUUUAAGUAAUCCUCUGUCUGCUGUGUAUCAACAAUUAUCUGAAGAUUAUUGCGAAUUCCUUACAAAUAUAUUUCAAAUGUCCAAUGUCAGUGAAUUAAAGCAUCCUAUGUGCACAUUUUUACAAUUCAAGAAAGGCUCUAUCAUAUCUGAAGCUUUGUUCAGUUUUAAGGCAUCUAUAAAUGCUGAAUUUUCACAUGUUGAUAUGAUUCAGAUGCUUAUAAAUGGAUUACAUAAUCUUCAAGAUAUUUUAAUGAAUACUUCACAACCAAUGAGUUUUGAAUUUCAAAUUGAAAUGAAUAGUCUACCAGGCAAUGAAGUUACGAACUCCUCUCAGGUCACAGUUGAAAUUCCACAAAAUAACGCAACCUCACCUGAUACCAAUAAUAACAGUUCAUUAUCACCUCUCGAGUUUACACUUCAAAUGUUCGUCAAUAAUGAAUCACUUUCAUGGGACGAAGGAUUGUUGGAUCCCAGCUCAGAGAUUUACCAGAAUAUUUCUAAAGCAGUCUGCAAUGCUAUUUUAAAAACUCUUCAAAAUGAAGGAAAUUUAUUACAAUGGAGAUUUACAAUUCAAAAUAUAUCAUUCCUUCCAAAUACUGGUUAUGUUACAGUCUGGAUAACUGCAGACGAUAACAGCGGUGAUGUAAAUGCAUUAAAAUUGUACUACCUUCAUGAGUUUAUAUCAAGAUUGUUUAUUCAACAAAUGAAUUUACCAGAUUCUAAUAGCACAGAGCCUAUUGUAAUUUUACCUCUAUAUCUGGAAUUCGAUCAAGGUGAAUCAGAAUACAGUAGUUUGUCAAUGUCUGACUAUAUGGAUACUACUAUUCCGACUAUGCUUGAUGAGAGAACAAAUAUUACCAUGUCAUAAUAUACUUAUGUAUUUUACGAAUUAAUAAACAACUCUGAAAUGUCAGGUCUUCAUUUAGUGUUUAGUGUUGCAGUUCACCGUCAUAUCAGUGAAGAGAACAGA
Messenger RNA from Trichobilharzia regenti, 1203 nucleotides. NCBI's taxonomy places the organism in Eukaryota, Metazoa, Platyhelminthes, Trematoda, Strigeidida, Schistosomatidae. The record is from the annotation of a GenBank genome assembly.